UUUCUGUAACAAACCCUUAAUCCUAAUACCAAGGCUCGGAACUCAGCUGUGAUAGGGAGAAAGAGAAAGAGCAGCCAAAAUGUCUUCGUUUUUGCAGUCACUUUUGGAUCCGAAGAAGAGCUGGUUGGCAUCUCUGCAUAUGAAGUCCCUUACCAAUCGCCUCCGCAAUUACGGCCUUCGUUACGACGAUUUGUACGAUCCGUACUACGAUUUGGAUAUCAAGGAGGCAUUGAACCGGUUACCCCGUGAGAUCGUCGAUGCCCGUAAUCAACGCCUUAAGCGUGCAAUUGAUCUCUCCAUGAAGCACGAGUAUCUCCCUGAAGAUCUUCAGAAAAUGCAGACACCAUUUAGGAGCUAUCUUCAAGAUAUGCUUGCCCUUGUGAAGAAGGAGAGAGAGCAACGCGAAGCUUUGGGAGCCUUGCCUUUGUAUCAGCGAACCAUUCCUUAAGGGUUCUUGAGUUGUAUCUCAUAGCAACUGCUGUUGAAUUGUUUGUCGAACGGUAUUUCAAUACCAGAGGACUGAAUUUUCACCUUCUCCUGUUUUGGUUGGUUACAGUCAUCUGUGUCUGUUUUUGAAUUGGAUCGCUGAUUAAAGCUUAUUUUGUUGGCAGUGUCCCAAUAAGAUAACGGAAUUGUGAAACUGCAAUUUACGCUUUUGAAUGCAAGGAGAGCAAUUCUAGAAUAAA
Messenger RNA from Hibiscus syriacus, 686 nucleotides. RefSeq names its product cytochrome b-c1 complex subunit 7-2, mitochondrial-like. The transcript is spliced from 4 exons. Gene Ontology annotation, biological process: mitochondrial electron transport, ubiquinol to cytochrome c. The record is from RefSeq and is a predicted model, not a curated record. Bases 80 to 448 code for a protein of 122 amino acids. NCBI's taxonomy places the organism in Eukaryota, Viridiplantae, Streptophyta, Magnoliopsida, Malvales, Malvaceae.